GUCCCCUCCCCCGCUGGCGGGGCCAGGAGGGAAGAUGGUGCAGAAGAGAACAGCCGAACUUCAGGGCUUCCAUCAUUCGUUCACGGGGCAGAAUCCUUUCGAGCUGGCCUUCUCCUUAGACCCCACCCAGCACAGGGACGCUGAAUUCAGCCCACAGCGUGAGGCCCGACCUGACAUGCCUUCCAGCCAGCCGAUUGACAUCCCAGAUGCCAAGAAGAGAGGUCGGAAGAAGAAACGCUGCCGGGCCACUGACAGUUUCUCAGGCAGGUUCGAAGAUGUCUACCAGCUGCAGGAGGAUGUGCUGGGGGAAGGGGCCCAUGCCCGUGUGCAGACUUGUGUCAAUCUGAUCACCAACCAGGAGUAUGCUGUCAAGAUCAUCGAGAAGCAGCUGGGCCACAUCCGCAGCAGGGUGUUCCGGGAGGUGGAGAUGCUGUACCAGUGCCAGGGACAUAGGAACGUCCUGGAGCUGAUUGAGUUCUUUGAGGAGGAAGACCGCUUCUACCUGGUGUUUGAGAAGAUGCGGGGGGGGUCCAUCCUGAGCCACAUCCACAGGAGACGCCACUUUAACGAGCUGGAGGCCAGUGUGGUGGUGCAGGACGUGGCCAGUGCCCUGGACUUCCUGCAUAACAAAGGCAUCGCCCACAGGGAUCUAAAGCCAGAGAACAUUCUCUGUGAGCACCCCAACCAGGUCUCGCCAGUGAAGAUCUGCGACUUUGACCUGGGCAGUGGCAUCAAACUCAACGGAGACUGCUCUCCCAUCUCCACGCCUGAGCUGCUCACCCCGUGUGGGUCAGCAGAGUACAUGGCCCCAGAGGUGGUGGAGGCCUUCAGUGAGGAGGCCAGCAUCUAUGACAAGCGCUGCGACCUGUGGAGCCUGGGCGUCAUCCUCUACAUCCUGCUCAGUGGCUACCCGCCCUUCGUGGGCCACUGUGGCAGUGACUGUGGCUGGGACCGAGGGGAGGCCUGCCCAGCCUGCCAGAACAUGCUGUUUGAGAGCAUCCAGGAGGGGAAGUACGAGUUCCCUGACAAGGACUGGGCCCAUAUCUCCUUCGCCGCCAAAGACCUCAUCUCCAAGCUGCUGGUCCGAGAUGCCAAGCAGAGGCUGAGUGCUGCCCAAGUCCUGCAGCACCCGUGGGUGCAGGGGUGCGCCCCAGAGAACACCCUCCCGACCCCCUUGGUUCUGCAGAGGAACAGCUGUGCCAAAGACCUCACAUCCUUCGCCGCUGAGGCCAUCGCCAUGAACCGGCAGCUGGCCCAGUGUGAGGAGGACGCUGGGCAGGACCAGCCCGUGGUCAUCCGAGCUACCUCACGCUGCCUGCAGCUGUCCCCACCCUCCCAGUCCAAGCUGGCCCAGCGGCGACAGAGGGCAAGCCUCUCUGGCACCCCCGUGGUCCUUGUGGGGGACCGUGUGUGACCCCCACCAGCCCCUUGUACAUACGCCCCUGCCCUGCAGGGCCUGAAGGCUAGGGAUCUGGGUACCCCGCCCCUUGCCAUCCCAGGCACCAGUUCACCUGGGUCCUGCUAGGGGCUGCUGGGCUCUGUUGGGAGGUGUUUUCUUCUCCCUGUCCUCAGCCCCACCCCUGCCUGUUUGGCUUUGUUUUGUUUUGUUUUCCUUUUACCACUAUUGAAAGCAAGUGCCCAGGAGGAAGGCGGAGGGUUUGGGCCACUCAGCCUGCACCCCACGAUGCUCGCCUGUCAACUGUGAAGGCCACCUGCGCCCCCACCUCCACUCCAGCCACUCUGCUGUCUUCCAGGGUUGGGGAUCCCGCAGGGUCACCUCUUCCUAGCCCUCAGUAUUGUCAGGGACAGGCCCUCCUGGUGAGCACAGUGGCCCUUUUGUCUUUCCCCACCAGAGCACUCUUGGGUCUGGGGCAGGGGAUUCCACUGUCUUGGAUAGAGACCUCUGGAGGUUGGGUGGAUGGGGACGCACCUGGUUGAUUCCCUGUCCCCAUCACCUACCUGCCUGUCCCUUGGAGGGUUGACAAUCAGAAUCUCCUCCCAGGCUGCUUAGCUCCUUGCGCUGGGACAGGCCUGAUACCAGUCCCACCUCCCAGGGGCAAAGCUGGAGGACGACCCUGCACCCAGCUAGCUCCACCAAGGCAGGAGAGGUGCUGGACAAGGAGCCCAUCAGCAAAUAAUGGGGUUCCCACAUGACUCCCCACCUGGGCACCUGAGUGCCCCUUCUCAGGGCUCAGCCUGGCCAUGGCCAUGUCCUGCCCUAUGCUGCCCCUGGGUCUGGAGUUCAUGAGUUCCUGGCUACCUUCUGUUACCCAGAGCUGCAGCCACACCCAGAGGCCCCUCACCUUCCCUCUGCCCCCAGGGCAGCAACUUGGGUGUGCCUACCUUCAGGAAAGGGGCAAAAGCUGCCUUGGCCUCUCUCGGGUUACCCAAGACAGGCUGGGAAAGCACUGGGUGGCCCUGCAGUGCUCCAGGCCUGGGGACUGUUUCUAGCCACGAGCUACUAUGCAAUACGAGUUCCCAUUUCCUCCGUGGCCCUGCUGGACGGGGGCGGCUUUGGGGGCCACACCACCCCGCCUGCAAUUCCUCUGCUCAGGUGUCUCCAGGGCAGCCCCUGGCCUCAAAACUCCUUGGUCAAGAUUGUUAAGUUUAGUUUAGACUUUUUUAAAAAAAAUAAUAAUAAUUUGACUUGCUUCCCUGUUAUUGAAGAGUACUUGAAUGUUGGGGUCUGGUGGGUGGGGACCUGGGACACCCACUGCCCAGCACCCUCCACCCUCCUCCUUAGUCCCAUAGGAUUGUCACAGUAGGGGAGGUGACAUGCCUUCAGUCCUGCCUGCCUCUGGACACAAUUCCAAAGACCCCCUGGAGGGAGGAGGGCUCCCUGGCUCCUCAGUUCUCACCCACCAGCAUGAUCCAGCUGUUGGGCACCCGAGGACUUGCCCCUGCAGGUUCUUGAAGCAGCCUGACUGGGCAGUGAGCAGCAUUGAUCCCUCCCCCAAGCAGGGCUGUCAUUUCCUUGCUGUCUUCCAUGCCCGACCUGGAGGAUGGGUCAAGACCCCUAACUGUGAAUGAGAGACAAUCCUGGGGUGGCUUGGCCACAAACCAUGCUGAAUUCUGUAAAAAGAAAGAAAAGCCUGUUUUAGAUUUGGGGACAUGCAAGCACUUUCAACUCCAUCCUACCAGGUGAAAAGACCGCUACAGACUUUUCCCACCAACUGUCAACGCCAGGAUUUUGUAUUCUGUUUUGUAAGGAUUUAAUAAAAGUCAUUUAAAAAUCUC
Cricetulus griseus (Chinese hamster) is the source of this 3237-nucleotide messenger RNA. Lineage: Eukaryota; Metazoa; Chordata; Mammalia; Rodentia; Cricetidae. The record is from RefSeq and is a predicted model, not a curated record.